CAAAACAUGAAACAUCUGUGCGGAUGAAGUAACAUCUCAACUACGACUAUUUCCACCAUUUUUACUAUUUCACGGCUCUUGGGAUGGCUGGGAGGCUGGCGACGGUCUUCAUGUAUAGGUUGGGUUAGUUGCAGUAUGUCCUCACCACUGCCAUGAAGCCAAACUUUCGGUGGAAGAUGGACUGCCCAGGAACCAUGGAGGAGGAAGCUAGACCUGGAAGUAGGAGGAGAAUGAGGUCCUCUGCAACCCAGGACCAAGAAAUAUCCAGCUGCUCAUCAUCAUCACUCUCUGCUCCAAGUCCGUUGAGAGAGUUUUCAGAAAAAAUGGUCAAGGAUCAUAUGUGCUCGCAUAAUACAAAGUUUGAAAUUCAGAGAACUAGAAAGAGCAGUCGGUCUCGGACAUGGAGGGAGAGCUGGCGACCGGAGUGGUGCAUUAGCCUAGGGUUCAUGCUGAUGCUUUGUAUUCUUAGUAGAGUGACGAUGGGAGCACUAGAAGCAAGUCCGAGAGAUGAUGUUGCGAGUUUUAGUGGGGAAGACAAAUUGUUUGCGGCAAGAAGACUUAGCAGUGUCACAGAGCCAGAAUUGAUUGUGAAUGAUAGUAAUGAUGGUCCUGUAUUUAUAUCUGAACCUAGUAUGAAGCAGGUCAAAGCCACGGGAAGAACCACGGAAGGUUCACCGUGUGGAGGAGGCCGAGGCCAUCAAGUGAAGAUAAAAUACUCCUCCAGUAUUGUUGAAAAUGAGUACAUUGUAGCUUUUAAGGGUUACUAUAGACAAGAGGCAAGGGAGCGUUUUAUUGAGGCAGCCCUGAAUGACUCGGAUGUUGUGCGGUGGGAAGUGAUGCCUCGUAACAAUCCAGCAAGUGACUACCCAAGUGAUUUUGAUGUUGUGCAGAUCCAAGAAAUUCGUAAAAAUGAUGGCUUGGAUGCCCUCAAAGACCACCCAGCAGUUAAGCGAGUCACAGCCCAACGCAUGGUCAUCCGUCAUCUGCACUUUGUCAAUGACACGAAUGAAGACACCAGUACAGACUUGUGGGAUGAGAUUCUUUUUGCCAACAUAUCAGAGACGGCAGAUGGGUUCAUGGUGUACAACAUAAGUGAAGCACAGCAAGAGGAUGGGUUGCACAAAGAGGAGGGUAUAGAUGAAGAUGAUACGGCUGAGCUGGAUGUGGAAUAUGAGGUUCUUGGGGAAGAAUACGACAAGAAGAAGGUGAAAGAUGAAGAUGACUCUCCUUGCUCAGGGAAGGAUUGUCCCCCCAGCGUGGAGAGGGAGGCCGUGUGGCCAGCCUCUCGGCCUUUCAGACGCUCCUCACUAACUCUGGGAACAGCCUUCUGGCAAACUACUGGCAGGCAUUCUAGUCGACGAUUGUUAAGAGCUAUUCCUAGACAGAUCACAUCCACCUUACAAGCUGAUGUACUGUGGAGCAUGGGAAUCACAGGUGCAGGAGUUAAAGUUGCUGUAUUUGACACGGGACUUUCAAAGUCACACCCCCACUUCAAACGCAUUAAAGAACGCACAAAUUGGACUAAUGAAAAGACUUUGGAUGAUGGCCUGGGUCAUGGCACAUUUGUUGCUGGGGUGAUAGCAUCAAGUGGGAAAACCUGUCUUGGAUUUGCACCUGAUGCAGAACUUCAUAUAUAUCGUGUCUUUACAAACAACCAGGUAUCAUACACAUCCUGGUUCCUCGAUGCUUUCAACUAUGCCAUCUUGAAGAAAGUAGAUGUCCUGAACCUCAGCAUUGGAGGCCCAGAUUUCAUGGAUCACCCAUUUGUGGACAAAGUCUGGGAGCUCACAGCAAACAGAGUGAUCAUGGUCUCUGCUAUUGGAAAUGAUGGGCCACUUUAUGGAACCCUAAAUAAUCCAGCUGAUCAAAUGGAUGUAAUUGGUGUUGGUGGCAUCAACUUUGAAGACCAAAUAGCUCGCUUUUCGUCACGUGGGAUGACUACAUGGGAACUUCCACAAGGGUAUGGGCGUGUCAAACCUGACAUUGUGACUUAUGGGUCACUUGUGCAGGGCUCAAGUAUGGAGGGGAAGUGUCGGCAGUUGUCUGGGACAUCUGUUGCCUCACCUGUUGUUGCUGGAGCUGUUACUCUUUUGGCUAGUGGUGUCCUGCACCGAGGUGGUAUCAUCAACCCAGCUAGCAUGAAGCAAGCACUUAUGGCUUCAGCUCGCAGGCUCCCUGGGGUCAACAUGUUCGAGCAAGGACAUGGCAAACUUGACCUGGUUAAGGCUUACCAGGUUUUGUCAAAGUAUAAACCACAGGCAUCUCUUAGCCCUAGCUAUAUUGACCUCACAGAAUGCCAGUAUAUGUGGCCAUACUGCACUCAGCCCCUCUACCAUGGUGCCAUGCCAACUAUUGUGAAUGUUACCAUACUGAAUGGAAUGGGGGUUUCUGGACGUAUCAUUGAAAAGCCCAUUUGGCAUCCAUACACACCACAAUUUGGGCAGCAUCUGAACAUUGCUUUCACAUACUCUGAGGUUCUUUGGCCAUGGUCAGGCCACCUGGCUGUGUGGAUCACAGUAGCAGACAGUGGUAAAGACUGGGAAGGGUUUGCUCGUGGGCAUAUAUCUGUGACUGUCGAAUCACCUCCCGAAGAAGGUGAAACGCAGCCCAGGACGUCACAUGUGAAACUUCCAGUUAAAGCCAAGGUGAUUCCAACUCCUCCCCGGCAUAAAAGAGUACUCUGGGACCAGUUCCACAACCUGCGCUACCCACCAGGUUACUUCCCAAGGGACAACCUGCGCAUGACCAAUGAUCCUCUGGACUGGAAUGCGGAUCACAUCCACACCAACUUCAAGGAUAUGUAUCAGCAUUUGAGGAACAGCGGAUACUAUGUGGAGGUUUUAGGUUCACCCUUCACCUGCUUUGAUGCUAGCAAGUAUGGAACCUUGAUGAUUGUGGACCCGGAAGAAGAGUAUUUCCCAGAAGAAGUAACAAAAUUGAGGCGUGAUGUUGAGAAUGGAUUAUCCGUCAUUGUGUUUGCAGACUGGUAUAAUGUCAGUGUUAUGAAGAAAGUCAAGUUUUAUGAUGAGAAUACCAAGCAGCUUUGGAUGCCAGUAACAGGUGGCAGUAAUAUACCUGCCCUUAACUACUUACUGGCUUCAUGGGGUAUAUCUCUGAGUGAUGGAGUUUAUGAAGGUGAUUACACCUUAGGUGACCGUGACAUGUAUUAUGCAACUGGCACCUCACUGGCACAGUUCCCUCAAGAGGGUACAGUUAUUCGCAAAAACCUGAAUGACUAUGCAAAGGAAAUGUUAGAAGCUGAGACUGAGAGUGUUCCUGAUAUCCCAAUACUUGGACUCCUGCAGACCCGAAGUGGGGCAGCAGAAAAUAUGAUAGAUGGUGGUCAGUCCCAUAAUGGGAGACUAGUUGUAUAUGGGGACUCCAACUGUUUAGACAAUAGCCACAUGCAAAAAGAUUGCUUCUGGAUGCUGGAUGCUCUUUUGGAGUUCACUACCACGGGACACCUUGCUGGAGUAUUCACUUCCAAUGCAGGGGCCCCAGUUCCUCCGACAACAGACCUGCCCACAAAGAUGGAAAACAGUAAUUUGCAUAAGCAUUCAAAGGUUGUGGAGCACACCCUUGGCAUGGAGCAGAUGAGACCUCUCCCAGAUUGCCCUUCCCUCGUUCCUGUCACACCACAGCCUCUUAAUGUCUCAAAUAAGAACUUGAAUAUCCAUGUUGGUCUUAAGUUGCUGUCACAACCGGAGAUCGUAGCUGCAGUGAAGAUGGCUCCUGUUGAUGUCCAUCCUCUGCCCUUGGAUGGUCACAAGUCAGGUCAGGAAAGCCCAGCAGGAUCCUCCAAUGCAGGUGGUUCCAUGGGCUCUCUUCCCUACUCACCAGAUAGGGUUCCAGCCUUUGCUGUGCUGUCGGUACUGAUGAUGGUGCUGCUCGUUUGCUAUUGGUACCGCUCUCGCCACCGCCCCAAGCGCAGACGCAACAAAUUCCGCAACGUUGUCAUGGCAGCUAUCAAUGGCCGGCUCCCUUCCGUGUGAUGGACAGCAGGGUUCUUUGCACUGCUCUGACGUCAGGUUGCGUCUUUCCGGCUGGACGUGUCUUGUGCAAGAAUGUCCAGUAAUCAACCCUGUCAUAUGUCUUUAUGGGUAUUGCGUUUUUUGCUGCUGUUAUGGUAAGAUGAUGAGAUGCCACUGAUGUCAUUUCAUCAUUGUAAUGAUUCCACAGUGUAGCUUUGGUUCAUUAAGAGUACCACUGCUGUGAUUAUUACUAUUAUGAGUAUUGCAUCAUCAUUGGCAAGAUCAUAAUGCAUAAUUGUUAUCAUUGUCAGCUGUUUUAAUCAUUAGUGUUGCGGCUUGCAUUAUUAUCAGUAAUAGUUCAUAUUCAUUAAGCAUAAACUGUCAUCAUAGUUAUCAUGAUCUUAUCAUUUCACAGUUUUCACAAUCAUAAUCAUCAUUAUUGAUAGGCAUUACAUUAUUAGCUCUUCAUUAUAAUCAUUAUAUCAUUGUUAUCAUCAUCACCAACAGCAGCAGUAACGCUACUCUUAAUUGUAACCUGUAUCACCUUUGUUUCAUUGUCCACGUCACCAUCAAUGUUGUCAUGUCACAUCAUGAAUACUAUCAUAAUUAUUAGUAAUGUCUCAAUAUUACUGCAGUAGUAAUAGCUCAGACAACAAUACUGUUUAUGAAUGAAAGCACUAGUACUAAUAUUUUUCUUCAUUAAUAUGACUGUUAUACAAUAUUUUUUUUAGCCUGGAUUCAAUACUAUUGUUUGUAUGUAGAUGGUGGUACUAGAGCUAGAUUUUAGUGGAAAAUGAUAGAUUUGGUGAAGCCUCUGUUUAUGAAAAUAUUUCUGUAUCAUAGAAAGUCUGUGAAAUUUCCUUUGGAUACAGAUCAUUAUUGCAUGUACUUCAGCUUUUGACAUUGUUGCAGAAUCAGAUGGUGAUUAAAACUGCACAUCUUGUAAAUAGAUGAUGAUGAAGCAAUUUCUGUGGUAGAUAUUCCUUGUCUUUCAGAAUGGAGAUAUUGUGAUAAAGAGUUAAAUACCUAAGGCUGCUGGUGGCUAGAGGUGCAUGUUAGUAGUAUUUAUUUAAAUUUUUUGACUUAUCUUCAUAUUUUCAGGGGAAAGUUGGGUAUUAGAAGAAAAAACUGAAGCAUGGGAAAUGAAGUGUUAAUAAGCCAGAUUGAUUGAUUUUUUUUUUUUUUUUUUUUUUCUUUUAUUAAAGCAGUUUGAUAGUUUGUUGGAUCCUUGAAGAUUAUUUUAUACUUUAAUGGUGGUGAUGGCAGAUGCUAUCUCUGUUAUUGUUAAGCACAAAGUGUAGUGCUUUAACCAAGUUUACUCACGUCUUCAAGGUUUACCUGUAGAGAGAGAAACUACUAAGAUCAGAAGUAAAAUCUAGAAACAUGGCAGUUGUUUGGCCAUUUUUAAAAAUAAUAUGAGACUUUUAAUACUUUUUAUUUUUUCUCAUUGAUGACUGCAUGGCAUCAACCAGCAAGUGAAGACAGGAACAUAACUGAUACUCUAGUUAGUAGUCCAUUACCCUCACCAGUCUUGUUAAAUAAAGGUUCUUGGAUAAUUUUUACCAUUAUGUAGGAAGUCCAUGCCUCGCUUUGCUUGAUAUAAGCCCGUGUCCUUCAUCCAUGUGGUAAUUUGUGUUGGGGGCAGUUUGCUCUAGGUGAAGUAAGAGUUUGUCAGUUGUGUUAAAAUGACAUUGAAUUUGGCAGUACCCUUGUGUGAUUAGUUUGUAGUUCAAAGUUUAGGUGAAUAAAAUUUGUUUUAAAUAGAACUUGUUGAUAGACUGAUGUUACAAUCUUCAAAGAUUUACCUUAGCAUGACUGCACUAGGAUUGGAAUGUAGCAAGGUAUUUUCUUAUAGCAGAACACCUGCGGGCUAGAGGAAAAUGUUUCUCAGUUUGCAGUGAUUUGAAAACAUUAAAUGUUUUUGAGGUCAUGUUAGAAUUAGGGGAAGCAGUUAAUACUAGUUUGGUUCAAAAUACUGAGUAGUAAUAGUAGUGCUAAUGCACUAGUUGAUCUCAUUAGUUCGAUGAGUGAUUGGAAUAGGUCAUUUUGACUAUUUUUAUUGUUCAGAUGCAGUUAUUGCUACACUACUUUGCCUCUUUAGAUCACUAUGAGUAUGAACAGUGAGAACUUACUCAAAUUCGAGCACUUGUGUGAAUGCAUUUAGCUCUUCAUGUAUAUAUGCAUGUGUGUGUGGAUUUAGCAUGUAGAUAUAAGAUUUUGUAUAACCAAAGAAUUUUUUAUGAAAGCCAUUUGUAUGUUGGGAAAGUAAAUGUUUACUCAUGAUGUCAUAGCACUUCAACUUAGAGAAAGUACUAUGUUAAAUUUCUUUUCUGGUAGUGACACAUACCAGACUGGCUUUCUUGCUCUCUGGAUUGUAUACUUACUGGUAAUGUUUGUUUCUUGCUUUCUUGCUGUCGUCCCAUUCUUCAAUUCAACCCUUCCUCCAUACCUCAUAUCCUUUAUUAUUAUAUCUAACUAUUGUCUGCCUUUCUACCUCUUACUUGCUGUCUCCCACCUUCCCUCUCUUCAUAUAGCUGGAUAUGUUAUGCCAAAAACCGUUCUCUACCAUAUCACUAGUAAGUUAAUCCUGAAGAAUGAGUAUGAAUUAAAAGAGAAAAUGACCCUCAUUUACCAUUUUACGAGUUCAGAUGCAAAAAAAAAAUGGGUCCUUGAAUUUAAAAAAAAAGUAAUUUAAAAAGAAUUGACCCUCUAAAUAUAAAGAGGCAACUCAAAAUCUUCUCUUGUUUAACUGUACAGAAAGUCAGUCUUGGGAAGCGUGGAAGUGUUUGCAUGUGUGUGCAGUUGUGUGCGGGUUUUUGUGGACAUGCAAACAUCUUUUAGAGAUUAGAUUUUCACAAUAGAAAGCAGUGGGCUGUAAGUUGUUGGGUUUUUAACUCUUUUGCAUUUAUGAAUGUUAUGUUACAGAUUUUUGAAUGGAUGUGCUUCAUUAUUUCUGUGUUGUGUUUAUCUAUUUAUUUUUUUCACACUAAAAAAUAUAGUUUGAAAAUGUGAACAUUUGAAAUUAUCCAAUGCAUUUAUAUUAUUAAUUAAAAACAAAAUGUGGAAUUACAGUAUAUGGACAGUUAUUGUGAAAAUGAUUUACUAAGUUUUAAGGUUGUAUUUUGUAAAAGAUAUUAUUUGAUGGUCGUGAAAACUUUUUCAAUUGCAGCAACAAUGAGAGUACCACAAACAAAAUAAUCUUAAAGUAUUUCAUGUUGAUG
Molecule: messenger RNA, 7192 nt
Organism: Penaeus chinensis
Lineage: Eukaryota; Metazoa; Arthropoda; Malacostraca; Decapoda; Penaeidae
Gene: S1P
Product: membrane-bound transcription factor site-1 protease-like
Exons: 16
Coding region: 153-3992 (1279 amino acids)
Biological process (GO): proteolysis
Cellular component (GO): Golgi apparatus
Molecular function (GO): serine-type endopeptidase activity
Source: RefSeq, a predicted model, not a curated record